Nannochloropsis gaditana CCMP526 is the source of this 624-nucleotide messenger RNA. RefSeq lists its product as uncharacterized. The transcript has a single exon. The record is from RefSeq and is a predicted model, not a curated record. The coding region runs from base 252 to 569 and encodes 105 amino acids.
GGUUUUUUUUUUUUUCCAUACCUUAAUCUUUCGCGUUCUUCUGUCCUACCUCCCCGACAAAAGCAAAUUGACGAGAGAUGAUGAAUACUGCUGACCAGUAUUGCCAAAAUCACAGCCACUCAUUCCUGUCCCCCAACAAUGAACGUCGCUUAAGUUGACUGUACGUUCAAGGCUCGGUCGCGCUUUCUCAUCGUUAAGGCUCAGAAGUUCAUUCUUUUUGCCCGAGAAGGCCUUUCUCACUCCCUUGCUCUAUGUACACUAUCCACACGAAAUUUAGAAGGGCAGGGAACCCGAUCUCUCCUACAAGACGAGGAUCCAAACUAUAUGGGCUUCCAUGCCAGUACCCGGUCUGUAAAAGUUGUUUGCGCCUCCGCGCUUCGGCUGAUUUCUUGGCAACUGGUCAACUCAACUCCUCAUCCGUCAACAUCAUGUCUGGUAUGCCCCCUCGGAUCGAAAACCUCCUCCCGCUCUCUGGGCACACCAACGAGCCCUCCAACACGUGCACGUCGAACAAUGCCUUGUGCAAGGCCCUCAAGAAAGCCUCGUCCUCUCCCAAUGUCGUGGAAUAGGAGGCGGGGAAAGCUGCCGCAUCUAGCCCCAAGUCUUCCGCAGCCGACCGCAGCC